This is a messenger RNA of Phlebotomus argentipes, 1386 nucleotides long. RefSeq names its product arfaptin-2 (gene Arfip). NCBI's taxonomy places the organism in Eukaryota, Metazoa, Arthropoda, Insecta, Diptera, Psychodidae. Gene Ontology annotation, biological process: intracellular protein transport; regulation of Arp2/3 complex-mediated actin nucleation. Bases 195 to 1136 code for a protein of 313 amino acids. The record is from RefSeq and is a predicted model, not a curated record. Gene Ontology annotation, molecular function: protein domain specific binding; phospholipid binding. The transcript has 5 exons. Gene Ontology annotation, cellular component: trans-Golgi network membrane.
AGGGGAAGUUCGAAGUCGGGCAGAGUGUCAAAGUGAGACGGCGUCUGGUUUUCCUCAAUUUUCUUAAAAAAUAAGAUGAUUUCGCGCGAGAAUCUACGUUAUUUGUGAAUUAGACAGGGACAUACAGGAGUUGAGCUACUAGUGAGCAAAUCUUGACACGGCACUGUAGACACUUGGCGACGCUUCAGGACACCAUGGCCAGCCACUCAGAGCGGAGUAUUCACGAGAUGCUGAAAGACACGCCGUCCAUGAACGAGAGCAACAGCGCCAUUCACACGGGCACCGAGCCCAGGGGCUUUCGUCCCAGCCACCCAAACAGUCUGCCCCUCCGGAACACCUCGGCGCCCGCCAGCCCAUCGCCCGCGACCAGUCCCAACGGUGACAUCAUGAAGAAUGGCGCUUCGAAGAUCGACACGAUCAGGAACUGGAGCAUAUCAACGUACAAGUGCACUCGGCAGCUCAUGAUGGAGAAGCUGGGCAAGAGCACAAGAACCGUGGACUCGGAGCUGGAGGCGCAGAUUGAGCAGCUCCGCGAUACGCAACGAAAAUACUUGUCCGUGCUGCGACUCACGCGGGCCAUGAGCUCCCAUUUCCACCACGUCGUGCAGACGCAGCACGCCCUCGCGGAGGCGUUUUCUGAUCUGGCACAGAAGAGUCCGGAGCUGCAGGAGGAGUUCCUGUACAACUCGGAGACGCAGAGGAACUUGACAAAGAACGGCGAAAUUCUACUAAGUGCUCUCAACUUUUUUAUCUCGUCUGUGAACACGCUGUGCAAUAAGACCAUUGAAGACACGCUAAUUACGAUAAAGCAGUACGAAACAGCUCGAAUUGAAUAUGACGCCUAUCGAUCGGAUUUGGAGAGUUCGAAGCCAGAGGCGACUAGUCCAGGAUCUGAGGAUGCCCAGAGGAGUUUCAUGAAGCACAAGGAGCAGUAUGAAAAAUUGCGCUCUGACGUGGCUGUUAAAAUGCAAUUUCUCGAUGAGAACAGGAUCAAGGUGAUGCAUAAGCAAUUAGUUUUGUUACACAAUGCUAUUUCUGCUUAUUUCUCCGGAAAUGCACAAGCACUUGAAGGGACGUUGAGACAGUUCAACAUAAAGAGUCCCAACUCUUCGAAGGGAUCAUGGUUGGAGCAGUAAGAAUCUCAAUUGGAUGUGUUUUGAAUUCCCAGUUGACUUGCAUUUCUUUGAGUGCUGACUAGAAAAGGCCUCGUGAGCGAGAGAAGUCAACUCCCAAUGGUAAAAUAUUAGUGAAGGAAGCUUCAAACAAGUAAUCUGAUCGUUCCUCGUGAAAUCAUCUCAUGAAUUGAUUUACUCUCUUUUAAUUGAGCUAGUCAAAUUUUUUUCUGUCUUUUUUAAUCACUCCAAACAUCUCACUUAUUUAUCGAAU